GGGACAGGGUAUAAUUCUUCAUCCUUCUAGUUAAGAUGAUAAGCUGUUUGUAGGACAACCUAUAUCAACUGGAUAGGCAAGAAGAGAGACCCCGCGUUGCAAAAAUAACCUACUUAAUUACGCACGUACCGAGGAGUGGAAAGCGGAUGUUCAUCAGGUGGAAAGCCGGCUAGAGUAAGUCACCUCCACCCCAUGACGUAUGUCGUGGUUCCAUUUGCGAGCUGGUUCCUCUUAUCGGGUCCUCCAUCCAAGCAACAUCCAAGUCUUGCAUUCGUGUCUCCAAAAGCCAUCGUAUCCGGUUUGAAAGUGCAUCUUGACUGUGUCAGUUUAUGAGCCUUUUUUUAAUCCCAAGAACUGUACUGCUAUCAAUCGGCUACCUAACACUCCUUACAAAUCACAAGAUAACCUAAAACAAGCACCAUUAACGACAAUGGAUAAAUUAGACGCUCUUUUAGGUCCAUUCAACCCCAACAAGAUGGCCGCCAAAUCGGCUUCGGACCCACUCAAAGUGCUAGUACUCGACGCUACCGGCGAUGAAGGCUUCAGUGUCUGCAAAUCUAUGCUCAAGGAUGGAGGGUUCAAUAUUUGGGGUUUGGUACCUAAUGCGGAUACGCCUGUUGCAAGAGAACUGAAUAGAUUGCAAGUGCAGAUUGUGGAGGGAGAGCUUGAUAGGCCUGAUACAUUCCAGAGCCAAUUGGCUGGAAUGGAUGGAAUCUUCAUUCCUUCCGACAUUUUCUCAACCCCUGAGAGCGUAACCUGUGGUAAAUCCCUUAUCGAUAUGUGCAAGGUGGCAGGCGUUGGACACAUCGUCUUUACUGCUCUCGAUCUGGUACCCAACGGUGAAGGGAGUGAUCAUCCCGGAGGACAAAUAUUAUCCUACAUCAAGCAAACAUACACAGGUCAUGCUGAGCACGAAGACCGUCCGCACGGCGCACAUCAUCAUCUCCACUGGACGAUCCUCUACCCCGGCUGGAAAUUCUCCAAGCUGAUCACUCUUGACUUAUUUAGCAAAGUACCUAUUUCCAAGCUCCCUACUGGGUCUAGGGAGCCUGAUGCAGCGAAAGAGCUGGAGAAGAACGUGUCCCGAAAGGAAGGAGAACCGGCGGCAAGGCUUACUGAUGAUGAUGGAGAGGAGUGGUUAUUGCGAGUGCCAUUGCCGGAUGAAACCAAGAUCCCGGGGUAUGCUGUGGAACAACUGGGAUUAUGGGUCAAAGCUGCAUUUUUGAACCACAAAAAAUUCAGGGAAAGCAUCAUCCAAGUCUGCUCCACCAUGGUUACACCUCUCGAGAUGGCAGAUGUUCUUUCCAAAAUGGCGGGAAGGCCAGUGCGGACGUUGGGAUUGACACUCGAGGAAUUCUUCUCUGGAGAUUUUAAGACAGAUAUGGGAGAAACGAAGUGGGAGAGGUAUAGAGCUGCUGCAGAGGGCCAUUUUGAAAGAGAUCCUGAAGCCAGUCGAAAGAUCGUUCCUGAACAAUGGAAUUUUGGCCAAUGGGCCCGACAAAGCAAAGAGCUCGCAGUCUUGUUCGAAGAAGACAGGGAUCGGCGGGAGGAAAAGGAACAGCAUGGGAGACAGAAUGAUAAAGAAAAGUGAAGCAAAAAUGCAAUAAUUUGACCACAAGAAGCAUUAGAAGCAUUAGGUACAUAGUAGACAUAUGGGAUGUGUCUGUAUAACUGUAGCUUUAUCAGGUUCAUGGUAGAUACCGCUACUGAGCUCUCAUUCAGACCUACAUAACUCGAUGAACCACUUUGACCAUG
Cryptococcus deneoformans JEC21 is the source of this 1755-nucleotide messenger RNA. Its product is annotated as expressed protein. NCBI's taxonomy places the organism in Eukaryota, Fungi, Basidiomycota, Tremellomycetes, Tremellales, Cryptococcaceae. The record is from RefSeq and is a predicted model, not a curated record. The transcript is spliced from 6 exons. Bases 431 to 1591 code for a protein of 386 amino acids.